AAAAAAAUGAAGACGAGACGCCACUUCUGCGUCUUCUCUUUUCAUCGUCACCGUAUAAACGUAGCCUGAGGGGUCUCCAGACUCUGGGGAUCCUGGAUGCUGUCAGCUACAUCACCAGCGUUUCAGGGUCCACAUGGUGAGUCUCCUCAUGAAACAUUAUAGAACAUUCAUCCGGUUGGUAAAAAAGUAACAUCUCUCAAUGGCGUUAAAUUAACUCAAGAAACAACUUUCAAAGUCAGUGUUUGACAUUUCCUUGUAGCGGUUUAAGAUACAGUAAGUAAAUAAGUAAAUCUACAUAAAUAAAUGAAAAUUGAUAAUUAGAUGUAGCUGACACUGCUUUUGCAAUCAGAAAUCAGUUUCUUUGACGCUUACCAGACAAGGGCAGCGUGGCCUACUGGUUAGCGCUUCGGACUUGUAACCGGAGGGUUGCCGGUUGCCGACCAGCAGGAACGGCUGAAGUGCCCUUGAGCAAGGCACCUAACCCCUCACUGCUCCCCGAGCGCCGCUGUUGUAGGGAUAAAUGCAGAGACCAAAUUUCCCUCAUGGGAUCAAAAGAGUAUAUAUACUUACUUAUACUUAUACUUACUUAAUUACCACUCUAACCUGCCUCUUACCAUUAUUCCAUAUAACAUUAUAUGCCUAAUCACAUGACACAUUGGCAUUUCAUAGGGCCAUGUCCACUCUGUAUGAGAAUUCUGAUUGGUCAAAAGAGGACAUGGGUGUGGUCACUGAGCCAAUGAAGAUUGAGAUGAUCCAGAGGUACAAGGACAUACUGUCCACUGAGAAGAUCGGUUACUACAGAAAGGAGAUGGAGCAGAAGGAAAAGGAGGGACAUCCAGUGUCCUACAUUGACAUGUGGGGUCUGGCUAUCGAACACCUCAUCUAUGAAAUGGGAGAGUACCCUCUCUGACCAGAAGAGGGCGGUAUCAGAGGGACAGAAUCCUCUGCCCAUCUACACAGCUGUGAACAUGAAGAGUAGCCAGAAAGGCAUCAACGCAGAG
Molecule: messenger RNA, 1001 nt
Organism: Alosa alosa (allis shad)
Lineage: Eukaryota; Metazoa; Chordata; Actinopteri; Clupeiformes; Clupeidae
Product: cytosolic phospholipase A2 zeta-like
Exons: 2
Coding region: 674-910 (78 amino acids)
Source: RefSeq, a predicted model, not a curated record